Messenger RNA from Psylliodes chrysocephalus, 4396 nucleotides. The record is from the annotation of a GenBank genome assembly. Lineage: Eukaryota; Metazoa; Arthropoda; Insecta; Coleoptera; Chrysomelidae.
AAGUUGCUUUAGAUCAAUGGUUGAAGUACAUAGUAAUGUUAAAAAUAAAAAUAGAACAGGAGUCGCGAACCUUUUAUUUGUAACUCUCGUGAUUUUUCUAUUUUUAAACAAAUUCAUGUGAUCGUGAGUCAUUGGUUUACUUGCGAAAAAUGUUUGUUUUUAAUAGUAUCGUUUAAACUGUAAUGGAAGUAGUAAUUGCCAUGGGUCAUUUUUGUGAUACACAUGGUCCUUGUGUAAUUUUAUGCACUCAUGUACUUGAUGAAAUACCAAAAGAAAAACCACUUUCAAAAAUUUCUAGUUGCGCAGCUUGUGAAUCUAUUGAGUUAGACACCGUAUUUGUUUGUGAAGAUGAAAAUAAACAGUAUAUUACCUCCAGGACUUCAUUAGACUCUAAUUUAACGCGUUUGUUGAAAGAUGCUAUCCUCAGAAGUCUUAGUAUUGAAAUGGUCCUCCAAGAUGGAAAAAACUCUGGAACAAUGUAUUUUGGAGAUAAUAAUAGAGGCCAUAUUAUAGCACAUGUUUUCAGUAUCAAAGAUUCUUUUGCGAGAGGUUUUAAAAGAAAAUAUUGUAUGAUUGUUUUAGGAAAACAUCAGAUCUCCUUACUAAGCCACUACGACUUUGUAGAAAAACAUUUAAAACGCAUCAGCGAAGACCUACAACAAAAAGCAGAAAAAUUCAACUCCACUGAUAGAUCCUCCACAACUAGUGUAGAUAAAAUUCUGAGAUCUCUCCCAGAGCUAGUAGGUGAACGUAACAUUUUUGCUCAACUGCACAUGUGGUUCGUCUUUUUACUGAGAGCAGAAAUAUUCAAAAAUAUUCCUCAUGACAUUCCAAGUUGUCCAGUGAACUGUUCCUUGAUUGAAAAAUUAAGAAACAUCAAAUUAGAAAUGCCAAAUAGUGUCUAUGAUACAAUUUCUUAUUGUAUAUUGACCGGGAUACGAGUUGAAGAAAACAAUUUAGAUAUAUUGAAGUAUUUUCAGCAACUUUUACCAAAAGGGUUUCAAUUACCCACAGUCGGCAUGGUGUGUAGAAUAUCAAGACCAAAAGAAAAAUGGAAUGUUAACUUUGAUGGAAGUUUGCCCCUUAUUCUUCCGUGUCUGCAUGUUUCAAUAAAAGAAGCUCUCGAAAAUACGAAUAUUACAAAUUCUGCUUUACAGUAUCACAUUAUGAGUCUUAUCAUGCAUUGGUUUAGUAUAUCUUGUGUGCUGAAUUGGACGUCUACACAUAGUGAGGUUCUUUUGCGGACUUUAGAAGUUCGAAAGUGUGAUACUCCACUGUUAGAUUAUUGGAUUCCACAAAGCAGUGAGUGUGUUGAAAUUUGCAAAACGGAUUAUUUUAAACCAAGGAUUAUAGUAGAUAAGUGAAGCUUGACAUCUAAAAUAACUAGAGGAAACAUUAGAAUGUAACACUAGCUGGAAAAAAGUGUUAUGAAAUGAUCGAUUUAAAAAUUACUGGCGUGAAAGCCAUUUUUGGUUUACAAUCAGUUUUUUGUAAACAUUUACCAAAGAUAUAUUUUUCUUAUAAUUUUGAGAUGUUUGAGGUUCACACUGCUUUGUGUAUUAGACAGAUGAUGAACAUGUAUACAUGUAUUUAUUUUGUAUGUUUUUUAUAUUGUUUGUUCAUUCCAGUAAAUUGAUUAUAAUAAGAAGAAAAGUUGGUACUUUAAAAAGAAUAAUAUAUAGGUAGGUAGGUAGGAAGGUAGAUAGUUUGAAUAAUAUAUAAUGGAUUUUUUAAUGUACCUGUAUUUAUAGACAAUAUUUUUUUAGUUUAUAUGAUGUGUGGUCAAUGUUUUUUUAUAAUUAAUAAAUAAGUUUUUUUUUUUCAAAUUAAUUUUACUUUCAGAACAUUUUCCCUAUAUUUAUUUUAAUCAAAUAUCUAUUAGAUAGGAUCUUUUGUUUAUUUAUUAAAGUAUGACAUAAUUGUUUCUGGAGAUUUUUUAAGUGUUUAUGGUAUUACUUAUUACUUAACUAUGGAUAUUAGUUACACACGUUAGUGAACAUGUAAUAACUAAAAUAGUUUCUUUUAAGUUCUUUUAACAAAAUUCAGAAGGCUUAUUCCUUAACCUAGGGUUGUCACCUGUCCUUUUUUCAAACAAAUUGUCCUGGUUUUUAUUAAAAUAUAAGCUGAGGCCUUUUUUUAGACUCGCAAAAAUAUUUUAACUGGAUCCCUGUCGUCACCAUUGUCCCGCUGUUCCCUUUUGUAAAUCUGACAACCCCUUCCUUCACCAAUCACAUACCUCCUUUAGGAGUAUUUUAAUACAGUAACCAUAUGUAUAGCAUUUUCAAAGUCUGCCCAGCAAAACUCUGUUAUUGUCUAGCAAAUAUUAAACGUUUAAAAAUAAUGAAAUAUUUUAAUAAUUUCCUACUGGUUAAUAUUUUUUCGAAGUACAAAAUAUGUUCGACAAUAACAUUUCUAAUUUUAAGAGCAUUAUCCUAACUGCAUGUUUUAUCUCUUUUUACUCGGUGGCUUUUUGCCUAAAAUAAAAAGAGAAUUUGGUUUUUUGAUGUGUUAUGUUCCUGUUGUUUGCAUUUUUAGAAAUCUAUAAUAAUUUUUGGUUGUUUUGUGAAUGAAAUAGAGUUUUGUUGUUCUGUUUUCCAGUUGCAUUUCCCCUCGUUCGUCUAUCCAACAUAUGGUCAAAUGAAAUAUGGUCACCCUAUCCUAAAAGGAUGCAGAUUUUAUCCCUAUAUAACACCUUGUAAAAUAGAAUGUACUUAAGAUAAACCCUGUAUAUUAAUAAUAAACAUUGUGUUUAUUUUUUAAAAAUAUUUUUGUGUUUUAAGGCGUUUUUUAAUCAAAAUAUAAUUGAAUGGGAAUGAUUUUGUAAUUAUUUUCUGAUUUUUCAUUUAAAUUUUUAUCAAGCUUAUCUUCAAACAAUAAUGAUUAGAGAAUAGUAGGUUAUUUACUGCACAAAAUGAUGAUAAAAACAAAAUUAGUAAAUUAAUAUAAUUAAAGGCAAGAUUAUUUGUUAAAUUUUAGUUGUGACAUUGAGAAAGAUUUGGCAUCAUGUGACUCGGUCCCUGUGGUCAGUUUGUAGAUAAUAAAUAUAUUUUAAAGAUGGUAUGGUAAAACAUGUAUUUUUUUAAUGUUUUUUUAUUUUGUUUAGAGAUGCCCCUGAAAAGAGCAAAUAAAAUGUUUGUCCGUUUCAAUAGAAAUAGGUUUUUAGUACUUUUGGAUUGUUGCACUUUGGCUUAACAGCUUAACACACAAAUUGUAAGUAAGACAGAAAAAAUAUCUCAUUUACAUGUAAUAAAAAUGUAGUUGGAAAUAAUUAGACUUUAAAAUAUUUUUACUGUUCUUUUUAUAAAUUUUUAUAAAAAAAAAAUAGAUGAGCUUAAGUCAACUAUUUCAAAUUUUUACAAUAAAAAUUAACUGAUUUCUGUUAAUUUUAUUUUCCUUUUCUUCUUUGAUGCUUUAUUUUUUAUCAGCGUCUCACUAGAUGGGACAUUUUCAUUAAUUUUUAACUGCUUUUUCUUCCUUUUUUUAAUAGGUUGUACUUCCUCUACUUCACUAUCAUCUUCUAUUGAAAUGGCACUUUUAUUUACUUCUUCAUUUUGCUCUUCCUUCUUUACUGCAAUAGGAGGAAUGAUGAUUAAAGAGGUAAGUCUGCAUCCAGAAUUUAUUUUGCAAAUUUCUUCCAAUUCUUUAUUAUAUACUUUAAUUUCUCCGCUACUAGAUCCUGAUACUAUCCAUUCAUCAUAUUUGGUGAGAACCUUAAUUCUAUCCUUAUGAGCUUGAUAUACAAGUUUCUUAAGUGAAGAUAAUUUAACUGUGCACAAAUUUCCAUUCUCAUAGCCUACCAAUAAUUUUUUAUCUGAAUACCAAAUACAACUGCUUACUUUUACAUCAUGCUCUAUAACUUGUAGUAUUCCACCUAUUUCUAUACUCCAUAUUUCUGUAUAUUUACCACCAAAUAAUAAAAAUCUUACUCCAUCAUCUGCCCAACAAAUUUUAAAGAGGCUCUUAGCAUCUUUACUUUUACUUUUCAAAUUAAUUGCAUAAGCCUGUCUUCCCUUAACCAAGUUCCAGGUCCGGAGUGCACCAUCGUCACCUAAAGUUAAAGCCAAUUUUCCUGAAGGAUGUAUUGCUAAGUCUAUAAUUUGGAAACCUUUAUGGGCCUUAUCCCAAAGUUUUUCUACUUGCCAAUUACCAACUCUUGUAAUGGACAGUAACCCAUCUUGACUUCCAGAAACAAGAUGAGAAUGGUUUGGUGUGAAUUCUAAGCAGUUGAUUGUAGAUUUAUGAUGUGACAGCAUGAAAUGCUCUUUUCGUAACUUAAAAUCGUAGAUAAUAAUGCGAUCAUCUGCUGCACCAGAGGCUACAUAAUGGCUUGAUGUUGUUAAGCAGCGAACACUGGCAGUGUGAUCGUGAGAUGCAAAGCUUUGAGCAAGCCUUCUCU